UGGGGGCCUCCAUGCCGUGUAUAACACGCACGCGCAUGUCCAUCCUGUGUUGGUCCUGUGACUUCAGAAAGGGACUGCGUAAUGCCUGGGCGCUGGUAGUGUUCGAGGGUUGGGUUUAUCGUCCUUCUGGUGAAGAAGCUAUACUGCUAUACACGCAAGUGAAACGGUGGAGACCCACAUCGAAUAAGAAGGAUUGAUCCGGACUGGAGCAACAGUAGUAGCCUACAGCUAGUAGAGCCGAUUAGUUACAUAACAAAAAUUUCGUUAAUUUCUUCUUCUCCUUUCCUUGUUGGUCGGAAGAGAGGGCAAGGAACGUGAUCAGUGUUUCAUUCAGUUCGAUUAUUAAAACAGACCCGCAAAUUAAACCCAUCGUGCGCCGAGAUUCAAUCAAAUCUUUUUUAUUUUGACAUAUGAAGCAAUCAUAUGGUGGAUUUGCAUAAGAAAAGAAAACAACAUCAAAUCAGCACCCUGUCACAAUAACGCGGACUGUUGUACGAGAAUCAGCAAAUUCUUUGACGUCGUGUCAAACAUGAUACGAACGUAGUUGCUGCUUGAAAAUCUAUCCGAAAGCGCGCCUUAUUCAGUUUCUAUGCAACUCUGAUGCCUGAUGACCGUUAUUUGGCUGCUGUAUGUCUGAUGUGAUUGUGCCGCAACAGGACAUGAUGAUGGACCCGCAGAGCGGCCUCAAGAUCAAGCAGGAGAUCAUCACCACUCCGACGCCAUCGCCAUCUCAGCAACAUCACCUCAUUACCAAUUACCAACAACACGUCAGCAAUCAACAGCAGCAGUACUUUCUGCAGCAAUCAGCGAUCGAGAGCCAUCAUCACAAGAACCACCUCCCGUCGUACUCGAGCGUUCACCACCCGCAUCAGCAGCACGGCGAUCAGUUAUUGAUGAAACGAUCGGUUGUCGAUCAUCACAAGGAACAAUCUUCUUCGUCGUCGUCGACCCUCCAACAGCAACAACAGCAGCACCCGUCGUCCGUGACGAAGGCCGAGACCGAUCAGCAAUUGUCGCCGGCCCAGCAUCAUCACCACCACCAACAACAACAGUCGGAUUACAAUCCAAACAUCAAGCCGCCCUAUUCCUACGUGGCUUUGAUUGCCAUGGCCAUCAAGGAGAGCCGUGAAAAGCGACUGACGCUCUCAGAAAUUUACAAUUACAUAACCAAGAAAUUCCCGUACUAUGAGAAAAACAAAAAAGGAUGGCAGAACAGCAUUCGUCACAAUCUGAGCCUGAACGAAUGUUUCGUCAAAAUCCCCCGCGAAGGCAAUGCGACGGGCGAUCGUAAAGGAAACUACUGGACUCUAGAUCCUCAGUACGAAGACAUGUUUGAGAAUGGAAAUUACAAGCGGAGGCGUCGAAUGAAGCGACCUUAUUCGAUGAGUAAUCGAGCGGCGGCCGCCGCUGCCGCCGCCGCCGCCAAUACGGCCGCUGCCCUCAACAAGUCUCUUUUCAAUUCGGACGCACUUAGUGGGCACAUUGGCCGGACCUUUUUCGCCCCACCCACUUAUUCUCCGGCCGCUUGUUGGACCGGAGCCCAUCAUCAAACCUCUUCUCUGACCUAUACUUCCGCCCAUCACAGCAAUUUCAAUGCACUUCAAACACCCUUUAGGAAAACUUCACUCCCAGCUCAGAUGCAGCCGUCACUCCACCAGCCUCAUUUCCCCUAUCAGUCGAUGGCCAGUUACCCGACCAUGUCUCACAGUAAUUUACUCAAUGGUCAUCACCUUGCAGGGAACUCGAAUUACGGUGCCGGCUCAAGUCCGGCUCUUUCGUACGCCAAUGGAUGCAGCAGCAAUCGACAUCAUCAGCAACAACAACAGCAAGCGGUCAGUAGCAGUGCCAGCGGUGUUGAAACUAGCGAGGCCGUGAUGAGCCGUGAGUCGUCGAUAACCGCCGUCGGCACGUCAGCCGCCGCCGCCGCCGCAUCUUCUUCGGCUGAUUUGCCGGGCAGUUUCCCCGUCGCCAACUCGUCGUCAUCGUCAUCGUCAUCCUCGUACCAUUACCAUUCGUCGUGGAAUGAUGCCAAAAUUUGAAUAUAUUUUAUGCUGUAGUUUGUUAUACACGUACAUACGUACUUCAUCAACCACCACCAACCGAAAGAAACAAACCGGAGCGAGAGAUUCAAACCAACCGCAAAAAUACACGUAAGGACAAUUUUGAAAAGAAAAGAAGAAGAUAUAGGCCACGAAAAAAAAAGAGAAGAAGAAAUUCAAUCUAAUUGUUUAAUUUGGUGUUUUUUAUUUGGUUUGUUUGUUGUUUGUUUCUCGAAUUUCAAACACACAUUAAACAAAAAAACAAUUAUGUAUACGAAUACCUCGUUCUGUCUUGUUGGGAAUCUCACUAUAUUACACAUUCAUCGUGCACGGAAAA
Molecule: messenger RNA, 2376 nt
Organism: Daphnia pulex (common water flea)
Lineage: Eukaryota; Metazoa; Arthropoda; Branchiopoda; Diplostraca; Daphniidae
Product: fork head domain transcription factor slp1-like
Exons: 8
Coding region: 630-2039 (469 amino acids)
Biological process (GO): regulation of transcription by RNA polymerase II; anatomical structure morphogenesis; cell differentiation
Molecular function (GO): RNA polymerase II cis-regulatory region sequence-specific DNA binding; DNA-binding transcription factor activity, RNA polymerase II-specific
Source: RefSeq, a predicted model, not a curated record